AUGGAUAGCUCUCAUCUCGCGAAGAUCAAGGCUGCAGCCGACGCUGAUUAUUACGCGACACUGAGGGAGGCAGACGCAAACAAGAUCCUGCUCACGACGGAGUACAUCAAGCUUAAGGAGCUUCAGGCCGUAGCCAACAACAGGAAAGUCUACUUCGGCACUGACAUUCCCACAAUGCUCAUGGACAGUAGAAUGCCGGAGGACGUCGCCGCGGCAACCGUCGCCGCGGCAACCGACCUCCCCGCCGCCGACGUAGAAAAGCAGCGGCGGGGGCGAUGAUGAGGGAGCCACCGGGCGCGGUGGGGA
Molecule: messenger RNA, 306 nt
Organism: Priapulus caudatus
Lineage: Eukaryota; Metazoa; Priapulida; Priapulimorpha; Priapulimorphida; Priapulidae
Product: erlin-2-like
Exons: 3
Coding region: 1-279 (92 amino acids)
Biological process (GO): SREBP signaling pathway
Cellular component (GO): endoplasmic reticulum membrane; endoplasmic reticulum
Molecular function (GO): cholesterol binding; ubiquitin protein ligase binding
Source: RefSeq, a predicted model, not a curated record